This is a messenger RNA of Acanthamoeba castellanii str. Neff, 1053 nucleotides long. RefSeq names its product Omethyltransferase. Gene Ontology annotation, molecular function: O-methyltransferase activity. Lineage: Eukaryota; Discosea; Longamoebia; Acanthamoebidae. The record is from RefSeq and is a predicted model, not a curated record. The transcript is spliced from 9 exons. The coding region runs from base 1 to 1053 and encodes 350 amino acids.
AUGCAAUUGGUGUCUGGCUUCUCCGCCUCUCGAGUUCUGUACACCUUCACCAAGCUGGGCGUGGUGGACAUCAUUGCCUCCGCCGAUCACUCACUGUCGGCCGAGGAGAUAGCCCAGAAGGUUGGUCCCGACUACCAGCCCCAGCCCUUCUUCCGCAUGCUCCGCUUUGCGGCCAGUCUCGGCCUGCUCGAGAUGUACGACGGCCCUCUCGACAACGUGGAAUACCACAAGACGUGCAAGUUUGACCUCAACGAAACGAGCCAGCUCUUGCGAGAGGGAACCCCCAUGCGCAACAUGGUGCUCUACAGAGGAAGCGACGCCCUCUACGCGCUGUGGGGCGGCUUCGGAGGCUCGCUCAAGGACGGCAAAUCCGCCUCGGCCGCUACGUUGGGGGUAGAGAACUUUUGGGAUUACCUGCAGCAGGACGAGGAAGCCAACACUUGCUUCAACUUGGCCAUGAGCGCCCACACGUCCCGCCAAACAUCCCAGGUGUUGAGCAACUACGACUUCACCAAGGUCGCCUCCGUCGCCGACAUAGGAGGCGGUCUGGGCAGCCAGCUGUUCUCCAUCCUGAAGGCGUUCCCUCAUAUCACGAAGGGCCACCUCUUCGAGAUUCCCAGCGUGAUCGAGAAGGUCGUGGUGCCCGAUGACCUCAAGGACAGAGUGGAACUGCACGCAGGCAGCUUCCUGGCUGCUGAGGCGGAGACCAACAUCCCGACCGGGGUCGACCUCUACCUGCUGAAGUCGAUCAUUCACGAUUGGGCCGACGAUGAGGCCACCCGCAGGUCCAUGGGCCACCAGAGCAAGAUGCUGGUCAUCGAGUGCGUGGUCCCGCCAGGCAAUGAACCCUCCUUGUCCAAAGCUCUCGACCUCCGCCACGGACUUGGAACAGACAUGAUGGUGGUUCUCGGAGCCAAAGAGCGCACGGAGGAAGAGCACCGGCAGCUGCUGCAGUCAGCCGGGCUGGAGCUGACGCAAGUGCUCGCCCCGCAACAGCAGCUCAACCUGAUCGAGGCUCGUCCUGCCGUUGCUGCUGCCCAAACCAACGCCUAA